UCAUCUUCCUUUCCCCUCUUCCAAUAAAUACCUAUUUUCUUCCCUUCCAUUUCUCUUCACCUUCCUUCCAACCAUCAUCAUCAUGUCCUCCAUUACUCUCCUUCUUCUCCUUCUACUCUCUUCCUCUCUUCACUCCAUAUCAGCCACCUUCACCGUCGCCGUUGCUGGUAACCUCGCCUUCGCCGACCAACCUCUCGAUCUCGACUCCUUCCCCUUUGAAUACCAUGGCGGCCCUCUUCUCUCCGGUAAUGUAACCAUCAAUCUCAUUUGGUAUGGCAAUUUCAGUCCUUCUCAGAAAUCCAUUGUUGUUGAUUUCAUCACUUCCAUUUCUUCUUCUUCUUCUUCUUCCAAAUCAAUCAUUUCCCCUCAUCCCUCUGUUUCCACUUGGUGGAAUGCGAUUAACAGAUUUUACAAGCUUGCUAAGAAACCCAAAUCCUCCCGUCUUUCUCUCUCGUUGGGAUCGCAAAUUCUUGACCCCAAAUAUUCCCUUGGAAAAUCUCUAACCGAUCGUCACAUUCUUUCUCUGGCUUCCAGAGGCAGGCAGAAAUAUGCUAUCAAUGUGGUUUUAACGGCGGCGGAUGUUACCGUCGAUGGAUUCUGUUUUAACAAAUGUGGGUCUCAUGGGGUUUCAUCCGGAGCUCCGAUUAAGAGGAACAGGUACAGAUUUGCGUAUAUUUGGGUGGGUAAUUCAGCAACUCAAUGUCCAGGGCAGUGUGCUUGGCCGUUCCACCGGCCAGUGUACGGUCCUCAGAAUCCACCGUUACUGCCACCGAAUAAAGAUGUGGGAAUGGACGGCGUUAUAAUAAACCUGGCAACUCUUCUCGCCGGUACUGCGACGAAUCCGUUCGGGAAUGGGUUUUAUCAAGGCUCCAAGGAAGCACCGCUCGAGGCGGCGACGGCAUGCACCGGAAUAUUUGGGAAAGGAGCUUUUCCAGGGUACCCUGGGGAAGUUCUGGUGGAACGAAAGACCGGAGCGAGUUACAAUGCGAACGGCGGCAAUGGGCGGAAAUAUCUGCUACCGGCGUUGUUUAAUCCGAUCACUUCCACUUGUUCGCCUCUGGUUUGAGACUUGGGACAAAGAGUAUAUUAUACGAUGACACAAUUAAACGACGACGUAUUUAUAUGAUUUGUUUUCUUUUUCCCUUAAUUUAUUUUAUAAUUUGUAAUUUGUAAUUUAUAUUUUUUCUUUUCAUCAAUAUACUUUCUAUUUGCUUUGAAGAUAUAAUAUGCAUUUUAAGUACUCACUCUUAUUUAUUGUUGAUUGGUGUUUGAAUGGAAAAUAUUGUGGAUUUGAUAUAA
This is a messenger RNA of Cucumis sativus (cucumber), 1299 nucleotides long. RefSeq names its product protein EXORDIUM-like 1. The record is from RefSeq and is a predicted model, not a curated record. Lineage: Eukaryota; Viridiplantae; Streptophyta; Magnoliopsida; Cucurbitales; Cucurbitaceae. The transcript has a single exon. The coding region runs from base 83 to 1066 and encodes 327 amino acids.